Messenger RNA from Talpa occidentalis (Iberian mole), 722 nucleotides. It is a transcript of the gene CST9L, whose product is annotated as cystatin 9 like. Gene Ontology annotation, molecular function: cysteine-type endopeptidase inhibitor activity. Gene Ontology annotation, biological process: antimicrobial humoral response. The transcript is spliced from 3 exons. The record is from RefSeq and is a predicted model, not a curated record. Lineage: Eukaryota; Metazoa; Chordata; Mammalia; Eulipotyphla; Talpidae. The coding region runs from base 86 to 526 and encodes 146 amino acids.
ACCAGUGCCCAGGGCACGCUUAGGGCGGGAGCCUGAGCUGGGAAGGACAGAGGCUGUGGGUGCCCGGCUGCUGGCUGCUGAAGCCAUGCGGUGCCAGCCCUGGAGGUGGGCUCUGCCCUGGGAGGUGCUCUUGCUUCUCCUUGGUCCCCAGGCCCAGUCUUAUAGUUGGCAUCUGCAUGAAGGAAGUGACUGUGAUGAGGGCUCUUUUAUAAAACAUUACUUCCCUGCCACGGUGGAGUACGCCUUACACAUGUUCAAUGAGAAGAGCAAAGACACGAACGCCUACAGGCUGGUGCAUAUUCUGAAUUCCUGGAGGGAACAGAUUGGCUAUAUGUUGGCUUUCUCCAUGGAGCUGCUGCUUCGCAGAACCAUUUGUGGGAAAUUGGAAGAAGACAUUGACAACUGCCCCUUUCAAGAAAGUGCAGACCUGAACAAUACCUACACCUGCUUCUUCACCGUCAGCACUGAGCCCUGGGAAGGAACAUUUGACCUACUGCACAAGAAGUGUUUGGUGGGGUUCCACUGAGUGAGGAUACACCCCCAGAGCGGCCUGAACAAUCCUGCAGGCGGCCUGCGGUGCUGAGCAGCACCAAGCUCUAUGUUGCCUUUCUCUGCAGGAGUCUGGGUCUCACGUGCCCGCGUGGUGGAAUUCCUCCCCGCACGCACUCAUCCUGUAGAUCAUUAAACAUCAGCAUUUCAAGACGCUCGUGUGAUGCUUCCAG